UUUUAAUGAAUGAAAACAUUGUUUUGGUUUUAAAUGUUUUUGAUUUAUUCAUCAAAAUGUUGACCACUUUUGCUAAUCAUUGUCACCAUUUGAUCCAUUUGGUGAUAAUCUCAUUGUUAAAUCUAUGAUAAUUGAUAAUAAUUGAAAGUAGAUUUGAUAACUGGAAGCCAUGACAACUGUGUUGAAAGCUGUCUAUGAGUACGAGUCCAACGACAACAAAGUCUUGAACUUUAAAGUCGAGGAAAAGUUUAUUGUCAUUAAAGAGACCAAACCUUAUGAUUGGGUCUAUUGUGUCAACACUUUGGGUCAAUUGGGUUACGUUCCCAAAGACUAUGUCGUCGAAGAAAAGCUGAUCCCAGAAACAGAUUUAUUGAUUUUAAUCGACUCUAUUGCACAACAAUUGGACUCAAAACACAAUGACAGAAGUGGUAUAACCGAUAGACAAGUGAAACACGCGCAGAUAAAAUUGGCGCAAAUCCGUUGUGAAGUCGUCCAAUUGAUCUUCAAAAAGAAAACACCAGAAGUUAUACCAGAAGUUGACAUUAAUGAUGCUGAAGAUGAAGAAGUUGUCGAUUCAAAGCAACAGACAAGCGAUGAGUUGAUUAAAACCGAAGAUAAGAAUUAUGUGACAAAUAUUGUAGAAGACAUGUCUAUUAAAAAUAUUGUGAAAGAUGUAAAUGAAACAAAUGUAUUGAUAGAGUCGGAACAGAUUAAAUCAAUAGCCAAUAGCGUCCAAAUUGAUGACACACUCAUCUCUGAACUCAUCGAAAGAGUUAGAGUCACAUCAGAUCUUAGCCAUAAUAUGUGUAUUUUAACAGUUAAGACAGUAAUUGAAUGUCUUAGUGAAAGAGUUGUCGAAUGGAGUGGAGAUUGUAUUAAAAUACUCGAAAAAUUAUCUCAAAAUAAUAAUAUAUCCAAUUCUUGUGUUCAAAGUUCAGAUUUAGUUAAUUUAAAGGCAGUCUUCAAAAAGUUAUGGUUUUGUAAGAAUGAUGAACAACAACGAAAUAAUCCCAUUGAUAGAGACGAAGAUGUUAUCGGACAGUAUUUGGAUGAUUUACUUCAGAUUAUGUCAAAUGCCAAUCCAUUAGUCAUUAAAGAUGAGAUUUGUGGCCAAAAUUAUGAAAGAAUAGAAAUGUUAGUAACAUAUUAUCAGAUGGAAACACGAAGAUCACUACGAAUGAUAUUAUACCGCAUUUUUAUUUGUUUAAUCUCGUUAUACGAAGACAUCAUUUCUGAUUAUUUAUUGACUUCUGUUUUGCCAUCAGAAUUGUCAGCAGAAAUGCAGAAUUAUGUGGACGACACAGAACGUUGGUCUUCAGCUGCUCUCGUAUUUACAGCAAUAUUCAGUACUGGACACAAACCACCGAUUCAUAUAUAUUCACAUAUUAACGAAAAGUUUAUUACACAAGAACUUGAUUUGAUUGAAGGCAUUGAUUCGACCGGAAAUCGUAUCGAUAGUCAAAUAUCUGCUGAGAAUAGUAUUGCACCGAUACUUGCUUUUAAUCUUCAUUUUGAUGAUAUAUCCGAUAAUUUAGUUCUUAAAGCGUUGUCUAAGAGACGAAACGCGAGUCAAUUAACAGAGAACUUAAUUUCAUAUCUGAAUUGGGAAGAAGACAUUACUAAAGUUUGCACCGGUAGUCGACACACGGAGAAGCAAACUAUGGAAAAUAAACCUAACUCUGCAUUAAAAUUGUUAAUUGAAAUGUUUGCAAAUUUAGCUAUUUCUAAGCUUUUUUAUUAUAAUGACGUUCGAGUCAUUAUUGAUAUAAUAAUAAGGCAAUUGAAUAAUCUUCCCGUUGGAGACAAAACGAUUGGAUUUUAUUUAACACUUAUGUUGAAUAUAAUCCGAAACACUGAGUAUAAAGAAGAGCCGCAUAAGUUGGAAGAUCUGAUAAAAUGCUUGAAAAGUAUUGAAAGUCAUGACUGGAGUCGUGAAUCGGAUCUGAAGUUAGUUUUGCUGAUUAGAGCAGAGCUUUAACCACUUUUUAAUUGACUGUGAUUUCAAUAUUCAUAAUAUAAUACAUAAAUAUUAU
Molecule: messenger RNA, 2033 nt
Organism: Oppia nitens
Lineage: Eukaryota; Metazoa; Arthropoda; Arachnida; Sarcoptiformes; Oppiidae
Product: NCK-interacting protein with SH3 domain-like
Exons: 5
Coding region: 170-1978 (602 amino acids)
Biological process (GO): endocytosis
Molecular function (GO): Arp2/3 complex binding; protein binding
Source: RefSeq, a predicted model, not a curated record